Messenger RNA from Diceros bicornis minor, 789 nucleotides. Its product is annotated as odorant-binding protein-like. The coding region runs from base 34 to 549 and encodes 171 amino acids. Gene Ontology annotation, molecular function: small molecule binding; odorant binding. Lineage: Eukaryota; Metazoa; Chordata; Mammalia; Perissodactyla; Rhinocerotidae. The record is from RefSeq and is a predicted model, not a curated record. The transcript is spliced from 7 exons.
AGUUUCUCCAGAGGAGAGACAAGGGCCAGCGAGAUGAAGAUUCUGCCGCUGAGCCUUGUACUUGGUCUCGUUUGUGCUGCCCAGUCAACGCGGAUCCCAGCACUGGUUUCAGGAGAGUGGAAAUCCAUUUAUAUGGCAUCCAGUGACAGAGCGAAGAUGAGUGACAACGCGCCAUUCAAGGCUUUUCUCCGUAGAAUUGAUUUUGAGAAUGCAUAUAACAAAAUCACCUUCAAGUUUUUUGUCGUGGUCAAUGGACAAUGCAUAGAAAAAACUUCCGUGGCAAGAAAAAUAGCAGAAAAUGUUUACACUAGUGAUUAUGCAGGUAAAGUUGAAUUCCACAUCCUUCACGCCUCAGACCACGCUCUGGUAGGAUCCCUUACCAACGUGGACACAAAUGGCAAGGUCACUCACAUAACAACGUUGCUUGGCAAAGGAUACUACGUUGAAUGGAACGACAUUGAGAAGUUCAAGAAGGCGACUAGAGAAAAGGGGAUUCCAGAGGACAAUAUUGUGAAUCUCCUCACAGUUGACCACUGUCCUUCACGUUAAUGAAAACAGGGACUUGGACAUCUCCUAAAUGUUAACGUGUCAUUGGGGACCAGGCCUAUCAUCUCUUCUGUGGAAUCAAGACCAAAAAUCUGAAGAAAACAUUUCUUGUUCCUGUCUAACUUCACCCUUCUCACUUCAUGAACAUAUUUGCCUUUCCGUUUCAUCUCUCCCAGUCACCAUUCAUGUCCUGUAUGAUGUUAUUGGAUUUCUCAGUGUUUAAAUAAAUGGAUUUACUAUGUA